Molecule: messenger RNA, 4719 nt
Organism: Ictidomys tridecemlineatus (thirteen-lined ground squirrel)
Lineage: Eukaryota; Metazoa; Chordata; Mammalia; Rodentia; Sciuridae
Source: RefSeq, a predicted model, not a curated record
UCAAACCCAGGGCCUCAUGCAUGCUAGCCAAGCACUUUUAACACUGAGCCGCAUCCCAGCCCAGGAACAUUUUAUGUUUAUUUUUUAUUUUAUAGGUACUGGGGCUUGAACCCAGGAGCAUUUUAUCAUUGAGAUACAUCCCUCGCCCUCUUUUUAUUUAUUUAUUUUUUAUUUUUUAUUUUGAGACAAGGUCUCUCUUAGUUGCUGACGCUGGCCUUAAAUUUGCCACACUCCUGCCUCAGAUUCCACAGCUGCUGGAAUUAUAGGCAUGGGCCACCACACCCCGCCAAGUACAUUUCAUUUUUGGUAAGGCAGCAAAGACCCAUCAACUCAAAGCUUUUGCCCUGGGUUAAAAUUACAGCAAAUCAGAACUACCACUUAAUUGACAUCCUCAUCAGAAGCUAGUGAGCUGUCAGGCUUUGGACCAGUAGGAAAUGAAUAAAACAAUAACUUAAAAUCUGUAAACUUGUUUGUUCAGAGGCCAGAAAGGUUGAAAACAUUGGGAAUGACUGAACCCCUUCUGUAGACUGGCAUGGGCCCAGGACAGAAUACAUACCGUAAUGAUUGUCCCAUUCCCAAUUCUACAAAUAAGACACUGAGGCUAGCCCGGCAGGGUGGCGCCCACCUGUGAUCCCAGGGACUCAGGCUGAGACAGGAGGAUCGCGAGUUCAAAACCAGCCUUAGCAAAAGCAAGGUGCUAAGCAACUCAGACUAUGUCUCUAAAUAAAAAGUAGGGCUGGGGAUGUCGCUCAGUGGUCGAAUGUCCCUGAGAUUAGUCCCAGGUACCCAAAGGGGGUUAAAAAAAAAAAGACAUGAGGCCCUGCCAGUGGUUGCACCUAUUGAGUGUCCUGACUCCAAACCCAGCUGCUGCCCCAACUUAGUGCGGACACCUCGGCCACAGUCCACGCCCACCUAAGGGGUUGCCCCUGUGUUGGGGUGACCACAGGAAAAGGCGAGCCGAUGGCCAUCGCGCAUGCUCCGUCUUGCGAGCUCCUCCCCUAUCCCACCCGGGCCCCGCCCUGGGAGCGUUGGAAUUUGAAUCUCCGGCGGGCUGCGGCCGGAAGCAUCAAACCCUCGGACAGUAAUGGAGAUCCCAGAUCCCAGCUCGCGGUGCCCGGUGCGGGAGCAGCGUGCUCGUUGGGAGCGGAAACGCGCCUGCACCGCCCGGGAGCUGCUCGAGACCGAGCGGCGUUACCAGGAACAACUAGGGCUGGUGGCCACGUACUUCUUGGGGAUCCUGAAAGCCAAGGGGACUCUACGACCACCCGAGCGCCAGGCCCUAUUUGGGUCCUGGGAGCUCAUCUACGGCGCCAGCCAAAUGCUGCUUCCCUACCUGGAAGAAGGACAGUGGGGACAGGGGCUGGAAGGCUUCUGCCACCACCUGGAGCUCUACACCCAAUUUGCAGCUAAUGCGGAGAGGUCCCACACCACCCUACAGGAACAACUAAAGAAAAACAAGCGUUUUCGGAGGUUUGUGCACCUUCAGGAAGGUCGCCCUGAGUUUGGGGGACUUAAGCUUCAAGACCUGCUUCCUCUGCCUCUGCAGCGGCUGCAGCAGUAUGAGAAUCUGGUUGUUGCUUUGGCUGAAAAUACAGGUCCCAAUAGUCCUGACCAUCAACAGCUCACACGGGCUGCACGGCUGAUAAGUGAGACUGCCCAGAGAGUCCACAGCAUUGGUCAGAAACAGAAGAAUGAGCAGCACCUCCGGCGAAUCCAGGCUCUGCUCAGUGGACGCCAGACAAAGGGACUUACUUCAGGACGCUGGUUCCUACGCCAGGGGUGGCUGUUGGUGGUGCCUUCCAGUGGGGAACCUCGGCCUCGCAUGUUCUUCCUCUUCUCCGAUGUGCUCCUUAUGGCCAAGCCUCGAUCCCCAUUGCACCUGCUGCAAAGUGGCACCUUUGCCUGUAAAGCCCUCUAUCCUAUGGCCCAGUGUCAACUCUGCAGGGUCUUUGGCCACUCAGGAGGCCCUUGUGGUGGACUGCUCAGCGUAAGUAAUAGCAGGAACCCUAGAUCCAAAACAUAUCUCAAACACUAUUGGGCCUGUUUAUCUCCUUCACCUGGGUCCCUUUUCAUAAUAAUGAGAGGAUAUAAGAAAUACCUGGGGCUUGAGCCUCAUAGUUCUCAGUCCUAAAUCACCUCAAUGGAAUAGCAAGGGCUUCAGCCUGGACCUUUCUGAGCCAUGCACUAAGAGGUGGUCUCUCCCUAGUUGUCCUUCCCCCGUGAGAAGCUACUGCUUAUGUCCACAGACCAGGAGGAGCUGUCACACUGGUACCACAGUCUGACUUUGGCUAUCAGGUGAGUUGUGUUGUGUCUUUAUCAAGAAGAGUGCUGUGACAAGACCCAGGACUGAAAUGAGCAGGAUCACAGGUCUAAUCCUACCUCAUUCCCAUAUCUCCUGGGACCUUCCCCGACCCUGCAGGUGGCUGUGUCUAAAUGGAGUGCUCAUGUUAGUACCUGAACUGUUUUUUCUCCACAGCAGCCAGAACAACUAGAGGAAUCUUACAAAUUCAAAACUCAGAAUACUUCGGGGAUAGGUCAGAGCCAGAAGUACAAAGGAAUCUUCUUCAGCACUAAAAGUACAGAACCCUUCUUGGUUUGACAGGGAUCAUUUUAAGAAUCAGGAACCCAGGCUGGGGACAUGGUGGCUGGUGCUUAUAAUCCUAGCAACUCGAGAGGAUCACAAGUUCAAGUCCAGCAUGGGCAAUUUAGCAAGAGACCCUGUCUCAAAAAAUUAAAAGGAUUGGGGAUGUAGCUCUGUGGUAAACUGCCCCUGGGUCCAGUCCCCAGUACUGCAGACAAAAAUCAGGAAAUCAGCUAACAACCUCAGCUGAACUAGACCCUCCAACACAGAUGAGGGGAUUUGGGGCUGGUAAGCUCAUACCCUCUAUGGGUAUGCAGCUUUGUUAAGGGUGGCUAUUUUUAUGUUGUAUAUAGUUUUCUAUAAUUUAUUUUCCCACUGGAUUUUAAUAAAUGUUUUGGGAAAGAUUAUUCUGUCUCACCUAUGAAAAAAGGGAUUUAGGGGGGGCCCUGAAGGUUGGCAUGCUGGUAGCCUCAGGAAUACAAGGAAAAGAACUGGAGCUCCCUCUGUCUUCUCUGCUCUCACUCUGGAAGGCAGUGUCUUUUGUCCUAAUAAGGGAAGCUUUUCAAGGAGGCCUGAGGCACCUAGUAUGGGUGUAUGACCAACGGGGAGAGAAAAAAGUGCACAGAAGCAGACUUAUUUUACUAAAGGAUAGACUUUAUUUUACUAAACCUUCAGCUGUUGUCCUUUCUUCCUGGCUGGAGCUGUAUCUGGAUUCCUUUGUCACAGUCUUACUGUAUCUUCUCCGUAGCCCCUGCUCUACUUCCCAGGAAGUCUCUGUGCUCCAAUUUAUGGGUUCUUCCCAGUCCUGACUGUCACCAGCCUCUUCAUCCUCCUCUGUUCUUAAGUCCUCAGGAGAAGGUAUGCCGGCCUCUGUGAAAGGAAAGAUCAGCAUGUUCCAGUUUCAGAGACUAUCUCCCCAUCACCAGACUCAGCUCUCAACCCUUUACCUGGUUCUGGAACCUCCACACCUUUAUCUGGUUUACAGUCUUGUAGAAGCUGGUGGAUGGUCUGUAGCUUCAUGUUCAGAAGCUCCCGCUGGGCUCCAACCAAAGUAGUCACACUGCAGAAAUACUCACUCAGGGGCUGCCCAAACUGUCUCCAUUACUCCCACCUGCCAUAAAUUCUUACCGCUCAAAAAGGGGGUCCAGCUGGGACAUUAGAUUGUUCAGGUGCUGCUCUGUCUGGGUCAGCUGUUGUGUCAACUGGGCCAGAUGCCUCUCUGAGGGUUAGGGAGAAAAGGGGAGCAAAGUUAAGUAACCAUUCUGCUGUCCCAGUCUCCUCACCAUCACCACCAAGGACAGACUUAUGCUUAACCCACCUGACUGCAAUGAUUCCUCCUUGUCUUUCUCCUCUUGGAAAACUGCAGCAUCAUCUUUGCCCUGUAGGGGGAGAAGAAAAGGGCAAUAUAGUAGCAACAAAGUUCUGCUCUAGCACCUAAGUCUCCCAUAACUAGUAAGGACAGGAGAAUUUGCAGUAGAAAGCUAUUGUUUGUUUGUUUUCCUCAGUUGUAAAUGAACACAAUACUUUAUUUUAUUGUGGUGCUGAGGAUCAAACCCAGUGCCUCACAUGUGCUAGGCAAGCACUUUACCACUGAGCCACAAGCCCAGUCCCAGCUAUUGGGUUUUUAACCCAAUAGAAUCUCAUUUCUAGUCCAGGUUCUUACCCGAGACAUGAAGCAACCUAACAGUAUGCCCCCUAUAUGCUCUAUCUGUGGAACUAUCUCCAGGAAUAAGCAAACCUCUCCAGUUUGAUAAAGCUUUGGUUAUCAUACACAGUCAGAAAUUUUUCCUUUAUGUAUCCGUAAUGCUGACAAAAGCCUUCCAAAUAAUGUCUGUAUUUUCAACAUGAUAGGAAUCUGAAGACAAUGGUUGCACUCCUGCCUCCUUCCCAUCUUUUCUGGUAUAAAAUCUUAAAUCUUUUGUGUCAGUGCUCCAUUCACAUGUUUUUCUCCAGUUGCUUUCCUGAGCAUGUAGUGCAGAUGGAGCACAAUAACUUGUUCAGUGUACUGAUUUGGGAAGUGGGUUGCCACAUCACACAAUGGACUUAAUAGUCAACUGUAAUGCCUCUUUUAUAGGUGCUGGUUCUAAGUUGUUUCCUCCUCACUGUACUUGGGCCCAAGAAUAAAACUCAUUAAUCUA